This is a messenger RNA of Morchella sextelata, 780 nucleotides long. RefSeq lists its product as uncharacterized. The transcript is spliced from 2 exons. The coding region runs from base 1 to 780 and encodes 259 amino acids. The record is from RefSeq and is a predicted model, not a curated record. NCBI's taxonomy places the organism in Eukaryota, Fungi, Ascomycota, Pezizomycetes, Pezizales, Morchellaceae.
AUGUACUGUGAGAGUGUUGCGUCCAUGUGCCAGGAAACGCUCGACACGAUGGACAAGUCAUUAGAAGCACAACCAAAAGUUGGAGAAUCAUGGGAGAAAGCGGGGACCGAUCAAUCAUUGCCUCUUGAAAUUGGUGACGAUGGUCAAUCUUCAAACUCAUCGGUGAGGCCUAGUAGUGAAGGCCCUAUUUCCAUCGGAGCAAUUCUGGCCCCGGACCCACUUUUCAAAAUGCUGGGAGCGUCCACUCCAGCGGAGAUUCCGGCAGAGCAAGCGACUAGCUCGCGGAUAGUAUCGGAACCAGUGCGGAUUUUAAACCUUCAACCUUCCGCGGCCGGCGAGCAAGCUAUGGCAACACGGUGCAGUCAUCCGGUGUGUUCGGCCAUCGAAAUCAUAAGUGCAUCAUGGAUGCUCAGACACGAAAAGCUUAUAUCCGAUAUCAAUAACGUGCUGCACCGUCAGGAAAACAGAAAGCUAAACGAUGACAAUAUUAUUGAAGAUUUAAUUGAGCUGGAUAGAAACGCUCACCGAGUAGAAGUAGAGAGCGAUCUUUUCACCUGGGUGCGUGGAGAGUUGCUAGCCCGACCAAGCAAAGCUGGCGAGAGUGCAGAAGAUGACUUUGUACGAUUCAAGAUCUACGUCAUGAAAGUGGACGCAGGACAGCAGCAACAGCGAGAGCUUGAACUUCGGCAAUGGAUCCAUAAGAGAAUACUGGGCCAUGCAGGUUUACCCGAAGAUGUACUUAAUAUUCCAGGCAGCGGGAGCUUAGAGAAGAUGCAAUAA